Molecule: messenger RNA, 1710 nt
Organism: Nezara viridula (southern green stink bug)
Lineage: Eukaryota; Metazoa; Arthropoda; Insecta; Hemiptera; Pentatomidae
Source: the annotation of a GenBank genome assembly
GUUAGAUUUGAUGGAUAUUAACAAGUCUAUUUUUCAAUGUCAGUGAUUUUUCGCCAUCAACUAAGGCCUUAUCACGAAAUACGUUUAAUGUAACACAAACAGUAGGACUGUAUAUUUAUAUGCUUAUGUAACUCCUUUAGUACACCUGACAGAAUAGUGAAUUUUCACGAGUGACUUCCACUGCCCAGGAUGGGAGAUACUACAGAAGAUGAUCGACGAAGUGGGAAAUCUGAAGUGAUCGUAGUAAGCGACAUCGUAGUUCAAGAUUCAAGACGUCAUAGUUCAAGUGUGCAGAGAACAAGAUCAAAUAGUGCCUGUUCAGCAGACUUAGAAACAGCAAUUACAAAAACAGGAUGUGGGAAGUUCAACAUUGCCUUGCUUUUACUCUCAUUUCCUGUAUCAUGUACCAGUGGCUUCGAUACAGGUUCGAUGUCUUUUGUGAUACCAGCAGCAUCAGUGGACUUAGGCCUCACGUAUGAUAAUGUCAGGACUCGUAUGGGGCUUCUUGUCGGAUGCUUUCGGCAGGAAGAAACUCCUAGUAUGGCCAUGUGGAUAAUUCCAAUUCAAGUUCCCAGUGAGAUACCAUUCACAUCCUGGCAGCUCUUCCAGAUGGCUUGUUGCCUACCUGCUCUUAUCAGUGGUAUCGGAUGUAUCUUUUUCGUUGAAUCCCCAAAAUUUUUGGCUGACAAAGGAAAUCACGAAGGCGCUCUCAAAGUAUGCCAGACUAUAUAUUCCAUCAACACUGGUAACUUAUCUACUACUUAUCCAAUAAAAAGGCUGAAACAUACGGGGAGGAAGAAUGAAAAAAAAUCUAAUUUCUCAAAGUUCUUAGAUGGAAUGGACAUAUUUAGACCUCCAUUUAUUCAGAAGGCAGCGAUAAUAUUUAUUAUCCAUUUAGGAGCGGUUGGCUCACACAAUGUUUUCCGACUAUGGCUGCCAGAAAUUUUUACACUUGUUGGUUCAUCAACGUUAGAUCCCAAAGAAGGAAUUUGUCCUCUCCUGUACGAAGGUAACUUGGGAAGAAGCAACUUAACAUCAGCAGAUUUGAAAAGUGAGGAAGUUUUUUCAAAAAUGGUGCUGGUGAAUACUGGUUGCCUUAUAGCGCAGAUAAUAUUUUUGUUCAUCGUGAGUUACAUAGGAAAGAAAAUAAUACAACUAAACUGUACCUUGGUGGCUGCAAUCUGCUCGCUUUUAAUACCAUUUAUUAGUGCUGAUUAUGUCAUCAUAUUGGCCUCGAUUUUUGUUUCUCUGUUUAAAAUUAGCGUCUCUUGCAACAUAAGCAUAGUUGUAGAAAUAUUUCCAACAAGAAUCAGCUACGGCACUACUAAUACUUCUGAUACCACAGAGGCCGAUAGAAGAUAAUGUUUCGAACCCUUCAACAAAAAGAAACUAACAAUGUAUCUCAUGGACACAAUAUAUAUUGUAAUUCUAAAAUUUUAAAAUGUUAACUUAUUCUAAAUAAUGAUUUGUUUUGAAAAAGCCUAAGUCUCAACUUUCUUUUCAAUAUUGUACAUAGAAAUAAAGAAAUGUACUUAUAUUGACUUAUAUAUGGCAAAAGGUCUGACUUAAAUUAAAAGUGAAAUCUUUUGAAAUACAUAAUUCAAGAAAUGAAAUCCCAAGAUCAGAACCACAAAGGGGAUAUGUAAAAUAGGAAAUAAACUUUUUGUACUUAAAUAUUUUAAUAUUAUUAAUAAAAAUUAUUAAUAAUUA